Megalobrama amblycephala (Wuchang bream) is the source of this 2996-nucleotide messenger RNA. It is a transcript of the gene adra1ba, whose product is annotated as adrenoceptor alpha 1Ba. Gene Ontology annotation, biological process: positive regulation of cytosolic calcium ion concentration; phospholipase C-activating G protein-coupled receptor signaling pathway; cell-cell signaling. Gene Ontology annotation, molecular function: alpha1-adrenergic receptor activity. The coding region runs from base 627 to 2126 and encodes 499 amino acids. Gene Ontology annotation, cellular component: membrane. The record is from RefSeq and is a predicted model, not a curated record. Lineage: Eukaryota; Metazoa; Chordata; Actinopteri; Cypriniformes; Xenocyprididae. The transcript is spliced from 2 exons.
AGUUUUGCCAACUUACUCGGGUUUACAAUGUAUCUAUAAAAAUAAGUCUACGGAUUUUGGCUUUUAACAUUUAAACCAUAGAAUUUGAUGGCACAUAUGACUAGCAAAGGAUACCAAUAACUAAUAAAAUAGAUAUUGUUUACUGUAUAAUUGACUAAACUGAAAAAAGGCUCUAUUGAAUUACUUAGUAAAAACAUAAAAAUAGAUGCUAUAAAGGUAAAGGUUUUAAGGAAUGAAGGAUACUACGGCUUGCCAUAUGUGUACAGGUUAAUAAGCAGUGAAGAUGUACCACUUUGCCAGGUCUGUAGUCUCCACAGGGGAGGGGGUUUGGUGAAUGCAGGAGUGGUCAGAGGCAGUGCGCUGGAUCAGACGGGAACACCGGGAGAGACACUGCGGAGAACUCAGCCAACCAAGUUUGCGGACAGCACAUCUUCAACCGGACUUCCUACAAUCUUUACAAUUAUGGACUUUUCCUAUGUCACGCUUGUUGCGCAACAGAACCUAAGGAUCUUUUGAAUUGGUCGUUUUCAUGUCUGUCUUUUCCCCCCGGAGUACCGAAAUAACAAUUUGCGCAUUUGAAGGUGAAAACUGCUCUUACUUUGGUAUGGAGGUACUGCAGAGGCAAGAUGAGUUCUGAUACAGAUCAUGCCGUGAACUUCUUGAGUAAUGCUUCCUCCGAACUGUCCGACGUGUCUAACUCGAGCUCCGCGGGAAACGGGACCGAACCGAGCUCGUUCAGACUCAGCCGCGCGCUUCCACUGGGUAUGGUUCUGGGCGCUUUUAUUGUGUUUGCUAUCGUGGGCAACAUUCUCGUUAUUCUUUCCGUAGUGUGCAACAGGCACCUGCGCAUCCCAACCAACUACUUCAUCAUCAAUUUAGCCAUGGCAGACCUGUUGCUGAGCACAACUGUCCUGCCGGUGUCUGCCACGCGUGAAAUUCUCAACUACUGGGUGUUCGGGAGGAUUUUCUGUGACAUCUGGGCUGCGGUGGAUGUGCUGUGCUGCACCGCAUCCAUCAUGAGCCUGUGCGUGAUCUCCAUAGACCGCUACAUCGGGGUGCGUUACCCGCUGCAGUACCCGAGCAUUGUGACCGAGAAAAGGGCGCUCUUGGCCAUGCUGGGUGUUUGGGUUCUCGCCUUUGUCAUCUCCAUAGGACCUCUGCUCGGGUGGAAAGAGCCUCCUUCAGAGGACGACACUGUGUGCCUCAUCACAGAGGAGCCGUUUUACGCGCUCUUUUCCUCGCUCGGCUCCUUCUACAUCCCUUUAGCGGUGAUUCUGGCCAUGUACUUCCGCGUGUAUAUAGUUGCCAAAAGAACCACGAAAAACCUCGAGGCUGGAGUGAUGAAGGAGCACAUGGACUCGAAUGAGCUGACGCUCCGGAUCCAUUAUAAAGGCUCUCAGACGCAGGAUGACUGCAGCAAAGGGCACUUGAGGAGCUCGCUGACAGUCAAAUUACUUAAGUUUUCCAGAGAAAAGAAAGCUGCUAAAACGCUUGGUGUUGUAGUGGGCAUGUUCAUUCUGUGCUGGUUACCUUUUUUCCUCGCACUACCAAUUGGAUCAUUUAACACCAGUUUACGGCCUCCUGAAACAUUCUUCAAAGUGAUCUUCUGGCUGGGCUACUUCAACAGCUGCCUGAACCCCAUUAUUUACCCCUGCUACAGCCGUGAGUUCAAGCAGGCCUUCAUUCGGAUCCUCCGGUGCCAGUGUCAGCAGAGAAAACAACAGGGCUGGAGGCCGUACAAUUACCGCGCUCAGAUGGGCUCGGCCAACCAGGCCUACACAGACACCAGCUCCAUUUGCAUGAAUGGCAGUCAGCAGACCCUGGCCCCAACGCACCCCAGCCCAACAUUGUUCAGCAGAGUUGUGGGCUCUCGUCCAGCAUCAGGACUUCUUCCAGGCUGGGCCCCCUGUACCUCCUCUUCCUCUUCCUCCCUAUCUGAGAGCCCUUUUCCUGGUAUGAUGAGAUCCAGCUCUAUGGCAACGAGUCCAUGCAAAUCUAACAGGAUGGCUUUGCUGUUCCCCAGUGGGCCCCAUUCCAAAGGACCUCAGCAUGCCAAUGGACAGAAUGGGAAGCGAAACGCAGAGCAUGGGGUGAUAUCUAGAAACACACCUGAGACUACUAUCUAGCUCGGUGUCAAUAGUGACUUAUAAGCCAGUGAUUUCUCUGUCUUUCAGUUCUUUCUGGACGAAUCUGAUACAUUAUUGUAGAUGUGAAAUACAUUUGGCAUCUUGUCAUGCAUGUCUACAAUGUUUAAUUUGAGAGUUGCAGUAGCUAUGUAAGGGAUAAUGUACAGUCAGCUGCUAAAUUAUUGCAAAAUCAACCCCAACAAGGUGAUCAGGAUGCAGACGUGAAUAAGUCAAUAAAUAUGUGGACUUGAUUUGAGAUAAUUAUUUUAGAAUUUGAUCUGCAUAUCGUCUUAAAGCUUCUGAUAACAAAAAAUAGUCCAUUGCAAUGUACAAAUCAAUUGACCUAAAAACAAGGAGAACACUGCAACAAUAUUACAGUACUAUCAGUGCUUGAAAUACGUUCUCUAUUUUUACCGUUAGCGUACCGCCAGCUUUCCUUGCGUCUUAGCUGCAGAUUUGUGGUGAAAAUGACCUCAGAGGACUUUAGUGUUAACAUUGUAGUCGGUGCUUGAAGUGGAAAAAUAUAAGUGCCGGUACUCCUGAUGCUCAGUUCAAAGCGCGUUCCUGAGGAAGGGAGGGUGCAGCGGGCUUCCGUACAUGCAGAAGUGCAAAUUAUUACCCCACUUGUUGAAGUCGCUAUCUGAUUGCCUAAUCUUAACCAAAGACUAUAGAUAUAGAAAGACAGUUGACUCCUAUUACUUAGGAAUGAGAAAAACUGCAACACGCAAUAGACCCAUAGACUGUGGAAUAGACCCCUUAAUCGCCUACGUCACUGUGACGUCACCGCUCUAGCUGGAGGCAAAACAUAAAUAAGAACUCAUAGCAGGCGCGCUAAAAGUUUGAGGUUUUGACUUUAAAAUGUCGUCUUGU